UUUGGUUUGAAGAAGGCGGAGGCGGAGUUUUCCUGCUCGAACUUUGCAGACUUCUGUGCUUGAGAGGAUCAGAGCGCUUCAAGAAGCAAAGUGGAAAGAAAAAGGUGAGCUGAGGUGGUUCACUCUUGUCUUAAAGCCUGCCGUCAUGGCUCGGUACCUGAGCUAUUUCACCACUGUGGGCGAUAAGGAGCCGCUCCAGUGGGAGGAUGUAGAGCUGCACGCGGCCAGCGAGGAGCUGAGUCCAGCCACUGGCCAGUUUCCAACAACGCUGACCUUCAGGGAGUCAUUGCAAAGACUCUACAGCUCCGAACGGUUCCAGGUGUUGGUGGUGUGUUUGGUAGUCCUGGAUGCCAUCUUUGUUCUGGCGGAGGUGCUGAUAGAUCUGUCCAUCAUCAAUGUGAAACAUGGCCACAUUGCUCCAGAGGUGUUUCACUACCUGAGCCUGGCUCUUCUCACAUUCUUCAUGGUGGAGCUGUCUGGGAAGCUGUAUGCUUACCGUCUGGAGUUCUUCCAGCACAAGUUUGAGGUGUUUGAUGGUGUGGUGGUGGUGGUCUCCUUCGUGUUGGACAUCGCGGUCAUCUUCCUUGAAGAGGCCUUCACUGGGAUGAGUCUCCUCAUCCUGCUGCGACUCUGGAGGGUGGCGAGAAUUAUCAAUGGUAUCCUGGUUUCAGUGAAGACGCGUGCAGACCAGAAGGUCCACAAGCUGAAGGAGAGCUAUGACCACCUCGUUCAAAGAGUCACAGAGCUACAGGAGCGCAGUGAUAAACUGGAACAAGAGAACCAGAAACUUCAAGCUCUCCUGAAGAAGAACGGCAUAGACUCCUAACUCAUUGCGCUUACUGCUGUGGAGCUGUUGUUUAUUGUCAUUAUAUCACGUACCUUUCUGCACUCUUUUUAAACAGAACAUUCCAUGAUCAACUUAUAUUUUAAACCUAAUUUCAAUAUUCCUACUACUUUUUCACAGAUCCUUAAGCGUUGCUACAUUACCUGUAAAUCUUUUCUUUGAGUAACUGUAACAGUAAAUCCAUAUUCAGGUGUCCCGACAUUACACUGAUGGAAGCCAGGAAUGAAAGCCAGAUAUUCAGAUGCUACUGGAUGCUACUUUAUAAAGCUACAAGGCCGCUGCCUUAAUUUCACAGUAAAUAUUUGUAUCAUUCCUCACACUGAUGAACUGUACAUAAAGUUAAAUGUACAUCUGCUUUGUGAAAUUUAAAAGUACUUAACGUUGUGUAGAAAAAAAGAAAACACAAAGAUGUAAAUAAAUGAAUUGAUUUCAUUUAUUAAAAAAA
This is a messenger RNA of Plectropomus leopardus (leopard coralgrouper), 1289 nucleotides long. It is a transcript of the gene hvcn1, whose product is annotated as hydrogen voltage-gated channel 1. Gene Ontology annotation, cellular component: plasma membrane. Gene Ontology annotation, biological process: proton transmembrane transport. The record is from RefSeq and is a predicted model, not a curated record. NCBI's taxonomy places the organism in Eukaryota, Metazoa, Chordata, Actinopteri, Perciformes, Serranidae. Gene Ontology annotation, molecular function: voltage-gated proton channel activity.